UCCUGAUGGAAAGAAGGGACGAGGGAAGGGGAAGAGGCGGGCAGCUCUGCGCAUGCCCGGCGGGCUCCUCCGGGUUAGCCGUGUUUGUGGAGCCACGUUGCCACUUUGUAGCAGAGCGACCGAGUGCGGAGUAGCGAAGGGGCGAGGAUGUCUUCCCCACCCAGGGAGAAGGUGGAAACCAAAGCCGGCCACCCUCCUGCUGUCAAGGCAGGAGGUAUGCGCAUUGUGAAAAAGCACCAAGGUUCUGCAAACCAGUCUUCUGCUGAGAAAGAUAAAGAGAGUGAAGAUUGGGAAAGCAACAGCCCUAAACCAUCUGUACCAAUAAUUAUCUCUGGUGCUUUAGCAAGGGGGGAUAAAGACUUUCCUCCUGCUGCUGCACAAGUUGCCCACCAGAAGCCUUCUCCAUCAGUGGAGAAACUGCCUAUUUCACAUCAAAUCAAUCAUUCCAUCCAUCAGCCUCGCAAGUGAAGAGUCCAAUGCCUUGAAAUGAAUGUACAGAUAUUGGUGCAGAUCAGUAAUCUUAUGGGAGAUACCCCAGAUCAUUAACCGGUCUCUUAAUGUCCUGGAUAUUUGAAAGUUUCUUUCUGCCUAAGAAACAGAUACAUGAUUUUAAAUUUUGUAAACUGUGUCAAAAUGCAUUUGGAAAUAAUUAGCCAUUUUUAAUUAAAUUGGUGCCUCAGAUAUUGAUUUCUUGUGUUAAUAUAAUUUCAAAUAUGACAGUUCAGCUUCUGGAAUGAUAGAGAAACAGUCUGCAGAAUGUCAGACAUUGGUGCAUGUGUGAGCACUUUGUGAGUGGCUUCUGCGUUUAUGUUUCCUGCCUUGUUAGUACAAUCAUUGCUGAUUCUCAGUGUCACUUGUAUGCAGGUUGUGAAUCACAUUAGAAAUUGAAAUAAGUGUGUGUAUCAGAAGUAAACACUAAAGUAAUUGAAAACACUUGGCAACUUGAUCUCUGCAUACUUCUACAUUGCCGCAGCUCUUUUUAUGUACUCAGGAUUCCUGAGAGUACUUUGUGUCCAAUUAAAUACACUUUUGACAUGUAA
Messenger RNA from Mobula hypostoma (lesser devil ray), 1040 nucleotides. It is a transcript of the gene dap, whose product is annotated as death-associated protein. Bases 148 to 468 code for a protein of 106 amino acids. Lineage: Eukaryota; Metazoa; Chordata; Chondrichthyes; Myliobatiformes; Myliobatidae. The transcript is spliced from 4 exons. Gene Ontology annotation, biological process: apoptotic signaling pathway; negative regulation of autophagy; cellular response to amino acid starvation. The record is from RefSeq and is a predicted model, not a curated record. Gene Ontology annotation, molecular function: death domain binding.